GAUGCUCUCCAAGGUCCGUUCACCCCACAGCACUCCCCGCGCUCCGCGGGCCGGGCCGGGCCGGGCCGGGCCGCUCGCAGCUGCCCCGGGGCGGCCGGCUGCCCGCAAAGCCCGGCGGCUGGGGAGCGGCGCGCGGAGCGGACGGGAGAGAGGGCGGCUGCCCGCAAAGCCCGGCCUGGCUGUCGGCGGCGCGGAGCGGGAGGCCGUCCUUAAGAUGGCUGUUGUGCGCGGGGCGCCGCCGCUGUAGCGCCGCGAGGAGCCGCCCGCUCGCCCCGCUUCGCCGCGCCCGCCAUGGAGUGCCCGCACCUCGGCUCCAGCGUCUGCAUCGCGCCCGACUCGGCCAAGUUCCCGCAGGGCUCGCCCUCCUCCUGGUGCUGCAGCGGUGAGUGCGGCCUGCGCUGCGCGGCCCUCCCGGCCCGAGUGUGCCGGUCAAAUAAAAGUCCCUGGGUCUGUCUGACGUGUUCGAGUGUCCAUUGUGGAAGAUAUGUGAAUGGCCAUGCAAAAAAGCAUUAUGAAGAUGCACAGAUUCCUAUGACCAAUCAUAAGAAAACAGAAAAACAGGAGAAAGUUCAGCAUACUGUGUGUAUGGAUUGCAGUAGUUACAGUACAUACUGUUAUCGCUGUGAUGAUUUUGUAGUCAAUGAUACCAAGCUCGGCCUGGUACAGAAGGUCAGAGAGCACCUACAGAACUUGGAAAAUUCAGCCUUUACAUCAGACAGACAUAGGAAAAGAAAACUAUUGGAAAACCCAUCUCUGAACAGCAAGUUAUUGAAAGUAAAUGGAAGCACCACUGCCCUUUGUGCCACAGGCCUUCGGAACCUGGGGAACACUUGUUUCAUGAACGCAAUCCUUCAGUCACUCAGUAACAUUCAGCAGUUUUGCUGUUACUUCAAAGAGUUGCCUGCAGUGGAGCUGAGGAAUGGGAAGACGGCAGGGCGGCGAACUUACCACACCAGGAGCCAGGGGGAUAAUAAUGUUUCACUUGUGGAAGAAUUCAGAAAGACACUCUGUGCUUUAUGGCAAGGAAGCCAAACUGCAUUUAGUCCAGAGUCUUUAUUUUACGUUGUUUGGAAAAUAAUGCCAAAUUUUAGGGGAUACCAGCAACAGGAUGCCCACGAGUUCAUGCGUUACCUUUUGGACCAUCUACACCUGGAACUCCAGGGUGGCUUCAACGGUGUUUCACGUUCAGUAAUCUUGCAAGAAAAUUCUAACCUGUCUGCAAGCAACAAAUGUUGCAUAAAUGGAGCGUCAACUGUUGUCACUGCCAUUUUCGGAGGCAUUCUUCAAAAUGAAGUCAACUGCCUAAUAUGUGGGACUGAAUCUAGAAAGUUUGACCCAUUCCUAGACCUUUCGCUAGAUAUUCCAAGUCAGUUCAGAAAUAAACGUACUAAAAACCAAGAGAGUGGACCAAUGUGCACGCUACGAGAUUGUCUUCGCAGUUUUACAGACCUGGAAGAACUUGAUGAGACAGAGUUGUACAUGUGUCACAAGUGCAAAAAGAAACAGAAGUCCACCAAAAAAUUCUGGAUUCAGAAACUACCAAAGGUGCUAUGCUUACACUUGAAACGCUUUCACUGGACAGCAUAUCUGAGAAACAAGGUUGAUACAUAUGUUGAGUUUCCCUUGCGAGGCCUAGACAUGAAAUGCUACUUGUUAGAGCCUGAAAACAGUGGCCCAGAGAGCUGCCUGUAUGACCUCGUGGCUGUGGUUGUGCAUCAUGGCUCAGGUGUUGGUUCUGGCCACUACACAGCGUAUGCGGCGCACGAGGGCCGCUGGUUCCACUUCAAUGACAGUACUGUAACCCUGACCGACGAGGAGACCGUGGGUAAGGCCAAGGCCUACAUCCUCUUCUAUGUGGAGCGCCAAGCCAAGCCUGGAGCAGAGAAACUUUAAUACCUCCUUUGCAUUCUUACUUAUCAAGUCCACCGGACAAACAUUUCCAUUUUUCCAUAAAUACUUGAUCCAAGACUUACUAA
Molecule: messenger RNA, 1976 nt
Organism: Vidua macroura (Pin-tailed whydah)
Lineage: Eukaryota; Metazoa; Chordata; Aves; Passeriformes; Viduidae
Gene: USP3
Product: ubiquitin specific peptidase 3
Exons: 15
Coding region: 292-1893 (533 amino acids)
Biological process (GO): protein deubiquitination
Cellular component (GO): cytoplasm
Molecular function (GO): zinc ion binding; cysteine-type deubiquitinase activity
Source: RefSeq, a predicted model, not a curated record